Messenger RNA from Nicotiana attenuata, 2299 nucleotides. Its product is annotated as alpha-dioxygenase 2-like. Gene Ontology annotation, molecular function: oxidoreductase activity, acting on single donors with incorporation of molecular oxygen, incorporation of two atoms of oxygen; heme binding; peroxidase activity. The transcript is spliced from 12 exons. The coding region runs from base 182 to 2080 and encodes 632 amino acids. Lineage: Eukaryota; Viridiplantae; Streptophyta; Magnoliopsida; Solanales; Solanaceae. Gene Ontology annotation, biological process: response to oxidative stress. The record is from RefSeq and is a predicted model, not a curated record.
CCACUUUACUAAUUCCCAAACCUUACACUUUCUUGCUAUCACAUUUCCUAUAAUAAGAAAGACGUCUUGGUUUUACUAUUCCAAAACCCUUGCCAAGUUGCAUAUAGUAAGAAGCUGAUGCUGGCUUUACUUAUUCUUCAGCUGGUUCUUUAAUUUGGAGGUCAAUAGCUGAGAAACUCUCAUGGUAUUCUCAUUUUCUCUUACAUCCUUUGUUCACCCUCAACUCCGGCAUGUUGUUGGAAAAAUGUCUCUGUUUGAUACAAUUUUGUUCUAUGUGGUACAUCUUUUGGACAAGUUUGAUCUAUGGCAUAGAUUACCAGUGUUACUCGGGUUGGCUUACUUAGGAUUAAGAAGACACUUGCACCAGCGAUACCACCUGUUACAUGUAGGAAAAGUUAAUGGCAAGAAAUAUGAUACAGAAGAGUUCUCGUAUCGGACUGCUGAUGGUACGUGCAAUCAUCCUGUGGAUCAUUUAGUGGGCAGUCAUGGAACCUUCUUUGGGCGCAACAUGCCACCAUCAACUUCAACUUACGGGCUGCUGGAACCUCAUCCAGCAACAGUGGCAACGAAGCUCUUGGAAAGGAGAAAGUGCACAGAUUGCGGGAGCCAAUUAAACAUGAUAGGAUGCGCGUGGGUACAAUUUAUGAUCCAUGAUUGGAAUGACCAUAUGGAGGACACUGAACAGGUGGAGCUUAGAGCUCCUGAAGAUGUUGCAGCAGGGUGUCCAUUGAAGUCAUUUAAGUUCUUUAAGACCAGAAAAGUUCCUACAGAUUCACCUGAUCCGAAGUUUGGGCAUUUGAAUUCAAGGACCCCAUGGUGGGAUGGGAGUGUAAUAUAUGGGAAUAAUAAGGAGGGCAUGAUUAGGGUGAGAACAUUUAAAGAUGGAAAGCUCAGGGUCUCAGGAGAUGGACUUCUUGAACAUGACAAUAAUGGCAUUCCAAUAUCUGGAGAUGUUCGUAACAAUUGGGCAGGCUUCUCUCUGUUGCAGGCCUUGUUUAUGAAGGAACAUAAUGCCAUAUGUGAUAUGCUUAAAGAGCAUUACCCUGAAUUUGAUGAUGAAAAGCUGUAUCGACAUGCAAGAUUGACAACUUCAGCAGUCAUUGCUAAAAUCCAUACCCUUGAUUUGUCAAUUGAACUUGCUAAGACUGAUACUGUAGUUGCGGGAACGAGGAUCAACUGGUAUGGAUUUUUGGGGAAGAAAAUCAAGGAUUUGUUAGGACUUAAGUUUGGACCAAUUCUAAGUGGAUUAGUUGGUCUUAAAAGGCCCAGAGACCACGGGACUCCCUACUCAUUGACUGAAGAAUUUGUUAGCGUCUACAGAAUGCACUCACUUUUACCUGACAAAAUUAUUCUGAGGGACUUGAAGUCGACUACUUCAGAAGACAAAUCCUUGCCUAUUCAAGAAGAGAUUCCUAUGACGGAAAUGAUUGGGAAAGAAGGAGAAAAAAGCUUGUCCAAAAUUGGUAUAGAGCAGAUGCUGGUAUCAAUGGGUCAUCAGUCAUGUGGAGCUGCUACAUUGUGGAAUUAUCCGACGUGGAUGAGGAAUCUUGUUCCUCAUGAUGUUGAUGGAGAAGAAAGACCAGAUUUAGUUGACAUGGCCGCAUUGGAAAUUUAUAGAGAUAGAGAGAGGGGAGUUCCACGGUACAACGAGUUCAGAAGGAAUUUGCUGAUGAUACCAAUUAGCAAGUGGGAGGAUUUAACUGAUGAUGAAGAAGUAAUUGAGGCUUUGCAAGAAGUAUAUGGUGAUGAUGUUGAGAAGCUAGAUCUCCAAGUUGGUCUACACGCGGAGAAGAAAAUUAAAGGCUUUGCCAUUAGUGAGACUGCCUUCAACAUAUUUCUGCUCAUUGCUUCAAGGAGGCUAGAAGCUGAUCGAUUCUUUACCACUAAUUUCAAUGCGCGAACCUACACAGAGAAGGGCUUCGAAUGGGUUAACAAGACAGAGACAUUGAAAGAUGUUAUAGAUCGACACUUCCCUGAAAUGACAGAGAAAUACAUGAGAUGCACAAGUGCAUUCGCAGUGUGGAAUUCAGACCCAAAUCCUAGACGUUAUUUACCUCUCUAUCUGAGACCAGCAACCUAGUAUGUUUUAUAGGAUGUGCACUUUGUAACAUUUGUAUGAUAUGAAUAUGUAAUACGGUAUAGACAACGUUAAGUUUGAAAGUAUUAUAUGUAAGAUCGCGUAAAUAUGUAAAUGGAUUAAUAUGUGUGAGUGCGACACGCUUGACUAUGCAAGUGUGUUAACUUUUUGCUGUCCAGUGACUCAAUAGGAGAAUAAAAAUAACUCGCUGUUGCUUCUGAA